CGGUUGAGGAAACUGAACGCGAUUUCCUCCAGAUUGGGGCUUUGAGGAAACUGAACGCGGCUAGUGGGACUUGGCCCCCGGGCGGACAAACGGAAAAGGAGAUAAAUGCUUGAUCGCAGCCGACGGGUGCAGGGUGGCGGGGUCGUUGCGCUACAGAGUGCGUUGCGCUGAGGGUUAUGCUAGUUAGCGCCCGCCACGUUGAGGGUGACCGUGCUUGUCCCUGCCCUUGCCCGUGCCCUCCCUUGCCCUUGCCCGUGCCCUCCCUUGCCCUUGCCCUUGCCCUUGCAAGAGACUUCGAGAGGGGGAAGAGGGUUAGAUACGGCAUUCCUGAGUGGCAGCGAUGGCGCCAGUAGCUCUGGGUGACAAGAUUCCAGCAGUCAAGCUGGCUUAUAUGGACAGCACGAACACGAAGCACGUGUUCGACACAUGUGCAGACAAAAAACACGUUCCGGACUUUAUCCAGCGCGCUGAUGAUUUGCAGGCAAAAGGAGUGGACGGCAUCUACUGUGUGUCAGUCAAUGAUGUUUUUGUCAUGAAGGCUUGGGAAGCGACAUUCCCAAUCGAUGGCAAACUGCAGAUGCUGGCCGACGGAAACGGCGAUUUUGCGGAAGCUCUGGGGAUCCAACUUGACCUCAAGGAGUUUGGGCUGGGGUUGCGGAGCAAGCGCUUCGCCCUUGUCACAGUCGACGGUGUGGUUAAAAUUCUUAAUGUGGAGGAAGGUGGAGAAUACACCAAAUCAGGACCAGAGACGAUCCUGAAAGCCAUAGAGGGUGGGGCAUUGGAAGCAUAAGCGGGGCAACAUUAUCGUGGUGAUGAUGAUGGCGAUGGUGAUGGUGAAUGAAGAUGAAGGAUGGUGAUGAUGAAAGAGGACACGCUGACAACGUGAGGAAGAGCAUGACAAAAAUGGCAUCAUCAUUGUGGUAUUCUGUCGGAGGCUAGGAUAACCAGGGUGCGCAUAUUGUUCACUUUCAUAAGAAUAUGGGCUCCUGCAGUGGGUCAGGGAAAGGGGUGUUCACAGUGGAGGUGUAGUACGCAUCAAUUACAUCGCAGAGCGGGAAUUCAAGAGACGAAGAGAGAGUAAGGGUUGCUACACGGUACAGAAGAACAGUAUCUUCUGUUAGCAUUGGGGAGGAGAGGAUGGCCAGUCGACGGGAGGGAGAAAAGGGGAGGGAAAGAGGUGCACACUGCCAAUAACAGGGUACGGUCCUCGUCGUUCACUGUAGAUAAUCUACACGAGCAUGAUGAGCAUGGCUGCUGGAUCCUCAACUGUUCAUUGAGAGCACAAUGUGCAUGCGUUGUUUUGGAAAAUGCAUGCGGAUUGUUUUUCAUAAUGCAGUAUUCCGGAUGACUUGUUCUCGCACCUUGUCAGAUGGUAGAUUGCUUUUGUGCAUUGUGAC
This is a messenger RNA of Chara braunii, 1397 nucleotides long. The record is from the annotation of a GenBank genome assembly. NCBI's taxonomy places the organism in Eukaryota, Viridiplantae, Streptophyta, Charophyceae, Charales, Characeae.